ACUUUCCAAAGCCACUAAAGCCACACCCUCAUUACGAUACCACGUCUAACCACCCCCACGUACCACACUCCCAAAGAACAGUUCAAUUAACCCCCAAAUACGGCGCUAGAGACCCACGGAACAAGUACAGGUCUGUAAUAGUGGUGACGGCGGGCAGGAUAUUGGAACGCUUGAAGGAUGGUGGGGCUGUGUAUGGCCGCUUGAUGUACCCUUAUUAUGGCGCUCAUGUAGUGUUCCCAGCCCGCCCGUAGCCCAGCACACGAUAGAUUUGGCCUCCGAGUAGCAAUAUCCCCGCCCCAGGAGCAGCCAUGACGGAGUACAAGUUGGUGGUCGUCGGCGCUGGAGGUGUUGGUAAGAGUGCGCUCACCAUCCAGCUGAUCCAGAACCACUUCGUGGAUGAGUAUGACCCCACAAUAGAGGACUCGUACCGCAAGCAGGUGGUGAUAGACGGGGAGACGUGCCUGCUGGACAUCCUGGACACGGCAGGUCAAGAGGAAUACAGUGCAAUGCGGGACCAGUACAUGCGGACAGGAGAAGGCUUCCUCCUGGUGUUCGCCGUCAACAACGCCAAGUCCUUCGAGGAUAUCAGCACCUACCGUGAGCAGAUCAAGAGGGUCAAGGAUGCGGAUGUGGUCCCCAUGGUCUUGGUGGGCAACAAGUGUGACCUGCAGGUGCGAGCCAUGGACAUGCAGCAGGCUCGGGAGGUGGCCAAGAACUACGACAUUCCCUUCAUAGAGACCUCAGCCAAGACCCGCAUGGGUGUCGACGAUGCCUUCUACACCUUAGUUAGAGAGAUCAGGAAAGAUAGGGAACGUCGUGGCAAGAAUAGGCACAGUUGCCGGAGGAACAAGAGGAAGUGCAUUGUGUUCUAGGAGCAGUGUGUUGCGUAGACUUGUGAGCCUAAUGGUAUUAACCCCAGGUUUGUGUGGCUGCCACACAGGAACACUCAACACCAAUACAGGACUUGCAAAAACCAUAUUCCGCCACUCUGGUAACAGUGUAGAGAAGCCAUGGAAUAUUUGGGUGUGGUGCCGGGACGGUGCCUGCCAGGGGACCCGCCUGCACCCAGGGACACCAAUGUCUGUGUGACCCAGUGAUCCUGUUGGUCCCUUCUUUUCCCCUUUUUUUUCUUUUUAUAUAAUAAUUCAUGUAAUUUUCUGAAGCCCACAACUCGGAAAGCAUUGGAAAACUUUGCAGUGGUCCGAGGCUGACCCAAAGAAUGUAGUCAAGCAGAAUGCGCUAAGGUCCCAAGAUGGAACUUGAGUUGCUGGUGCCGAGAUGAAGGGGUGAGACAGCCCUCUAGUCUGGCCCAGCUCAGGAGUCACACACACACACACACACACACACACACACACAGAAUCACACACAAACACACACAAACACACUCACACACAGACACACACACAGGUAUCAUGGCAGUGAGUGUUGAUAACAAGCUUGUAGUUGGAGUCCUCUUAAUUACCUUCCAAAAUAUUAAAUUGCCCUCGUGUGGGCUCAGUGGCGAGCUCACCGGCUGAGUGGAAUGGUAGCAGAGGCAGGUGACUGGCUUCUUUAGCUUUUGUAUGAUGGAAUAUUUAAGACUUCAGUUACCUUUUAUACGUCUGUUGUUGGUGCAUGAAGUUGAGAAUGUUGAUCAAACCACACUGGACCGAAGGUGUGGCGCUCCUUAUCAGCCGCGGGGAAGAGUAGUGUGGUGGCAAGGACUCGAGAGAAAGGCCAGGAACAAGGAAGAUGCAAUAUUUGUAGUAAGAAAAGUCUAGGACCCUUAAACCCAUAGUUGAUAUUUCCUUAAUCUGCCAGGAAAUUAUUGGCUCAUGUCCAUUUGUGAAGGAGGAAUUGUGAAUGAGUGUGUCCCGCCGCACGAGGGAGAGUCAACGGGGAGAGUGUGUCGGGAUGCAUAGCGUGCUCAGUGUGGAUGAGCGUCUGGAGUGUUCGGUUGGAUGGGUUCGUUCGUCUGUAGCUUGAUUGGUCACGAUAGACUUAACACAGAGACCGGGUGUUCACGUUGUGUUCAGCGAGUGUUCGAUGUGGAUGUUAGCGUGGCUGGCAGCAGUGAUUGUGGUGAUUGUCGGGCCUGGCAGUGGUGGAUGACAUGGAGCUUUGGAUCAUCAGGGACACACACCUCCACUCAAGGGGGACGCCUAGACACGAGCCAGAGGUGGGGAAUGGCUAACAAAUGCUCUUUUAUCAUUGUAGUUGUGUCAUAAUCAUAAUUUAACACUAGUAGCCCUGUUAGAGUUGCAUCGCUCUAGGUUUGUUUAGUUUUCAAAUCUUGUCUUGUUCCAUGCUCCUUGAGACACCGGUUCUUUUACUGAUGCUGUACAUGAUUGUAAGUUUAGUUUUAAGGAUACUGUGUUAUGAUAGUAAGUGUUGUUUAUCACCUGAUGUUGGAAUAGGUUACACUUUUGAGGCCACUCCAAGCUUCAGAGUUACCUGUCAAUGCUUUCUGGUGAUAUUCAGUUGUACCAAAGUCAUCAUAUCUUGGAGGGGAGUUCAUGUGAGUGCAAUUCAGUCUUUUAUUUAUCUUCAGGAGAAAAGUUAAAUCAUAAGUAACUUUUAGUCUACUCUUGUAAGAGUGGCGCCUCCCACCACCUCUGGCUCGGGUCUGAGUCGUCUGCUGCUGGAGUUGAGGGCGACUAGCGAGGGUGUUGCAGACUGUUCAGUCCAUGUUAUGGCGUCACCGUCAUGGGUGGUCUGAGCUGCUUGGCAUAGAUCAGUUUCAAAUAAUGACCCCAGUUAAUUUUGGUUAAGAACAUGGACUUUUCUGUGGCAUAUUUUUGAGUUUUGAGUUAGCUUACAUUUGGAAUGUCAAAGAGAAAAAUGUAAUUUAUUCAUAAGAAACAAGAUUUUGUCACAUAUGCUAACAUAAUCAUGCUCUUUCAGUUUUCCUGAUUAUAUACAUGUAAUUUACAAAAUAGUUGCAAGGCUGUCAUUCAUUCCCUGGUUCACUAACCUAUUCAGCAAUAAGCUGAUAGAUCAGAAGUAUCGUGGCUCAUCAGGAAAGCUGAAGGAAUAAUGUGUUAACGUCUACAGACGCGUUAUUUUCCAUUCAAAAUAACUAUGUAUUGCCCUUGCAUAAGGAAGGUAAUGAGGAUGUUUUUGGUGAGGCUGCUGGUGUUGCGCCUGCCUCUCAGGGCCACGCCGGCACUAAGGAGCUGAGGCUGUUUGGGCAGACAUGCAGAUGAUCCUCUUGAAAUUCAUUCUCAAAAUUAAUGGUGUAAAUUAAUGCUUAGUGUUACAGAAUAAUUUUUAGGUAAUGAUGCUGUAGGCCAAGUGUUUGAGAGGAAGCAUGUAGUGCAGGGAGGCCAGUGUUUGGCCCUGGCAGUGAGGGGACAGAGAAGCAGCAGCUGACUGUGGACUAUUAGUGUUAUACAGAGGCUCCAUUAGUGAGCCAGCAGGCCUGCCCUCAACCCUACUGCAUCUGGCCUCCACGUCCAAGAGCAUUAAUGUCCGUGUUACAUUGUUCAUUUCAUCAUGUUCCCCAAUGUUAACAAGCUUAGAUGAAACAUGGAGACUAUUCCCUUGUUACUUGAUGUGUGUGUCGGUAACACUGGCUGGCUGUACUUGUUGACGAGUGACCCAAGCAAGUCUCGUGCAGGUUGUUUUUAUGUGUUCACAACUUUUGGUUGCAUUCCCCUCACGUGUCAGAUUAUUUUGUUGUGGUGCUGAGGUAGCUCAGAGCUGAACAGCAGCAGCAUUUGUACCGCGAAGGAAUCCCCGCAUGCCUUGCCCCGGUGCCCCGUGCCCAGCAGCAAGGGGGCACCGCUGCUGCCCGCCCCGAGGCACAUACACCAUCGGCCUGGGGCUGGGUGACCUGCUUCCAGCACGAUGAUCUACAUCUCUUGUUUGUCAGUAUAUUUCUGAUUUUUCAGAUAACUUUUGAGCAUUUUUGAAUGUUAUACUCAUGUAUGUGUGUACAAAUAUUAGGCAACUUGGAGGUUAACAAGAUCACAGGACAUUGCAGGAGUAAAUGUUUUGCUCAUGUGCUGAGAUGCAGUUGGUGUGUGGAGGGCCGGGGGUCAGCGCUGGCCCCUGGCCGGCACUCUCGGUAGGCAGUUCUGUGUCAUUGUAUUUGUGAUAUUUUUUUAUCAUUUUUUAUUCUAUAAAAGUCGAUCAUUGUAUGCAAGUGUUUAUAAUGCAUGUCAAUCUCAUUUUGUUCAGUAUUUUAAAUUGUCAGUUUGAUGACCUUAAUAUAAUUUGUAAAUAUAAGCACGUGCAGGGCAACUCUAAAGUAGAUCAUGAUUAUCUAAAAAAUUAUGUAAUUAUUUAAUUAUAGAUAUAUGUUCUUAUUUGAUUUUGAAAGGGUCACAAGUUUGCUUUGUCACCAUUAGAAGUAUGGUUCUUCCAAGUCUAAUAUAAGCUAGACAUUACUCCAGUAUCUUUCCUGACCCACUGCUGAGAAAGUGCACGAUGUGGGAGGCGCUGCAUCAAGGCUGGACAGUGGAGGCAGCUGAGUGUCCCAAGGAGUCCUGUGUGCUGGCAGAACAAAAUUUUCAUCAUGAGCAUAUUACUUAAAGUCUUAACUAAAUUGUGUAUGUCUUAAGCUUUUUUAACAAGUGACUGACGCAUUUUAAUUCUUUUUAAUAUUUUUCAAAGAGUAAUGCAUAAGUAACAGUCAGUGUAAUAUGUGCCAUAGCAAUUGAAAUCUGAAAGUUUUCAUCUUUUCUAUUCAGUUCAAUUAGUCACUAGUGUGAAUAUUUCUAGCACCUCUCACUGCACCAGAGUGAGGCAUACAGCUGACCCAUCUCCUCUUCAGCUCUAAAGGAAAGUCUGUAAAACGGUCAUGGCAAAAAUGUGUAACACAAAAAUUGCAAA
Molecule: messenger RNA, 4815 nt
Organism: Eriocheir sinensis (Chinese mitten crab)
Lineage: Eukaryota; Metazoa; Arthropoda; Malacostraca; Decapoda; Varunidae
Gene: Ras85D
Product: GTPase HRas
Exons: 6
Coding region: 309-872 (187 amino acids)
Biological process (GO): epidermal growth factor receptor signaling pathway; Ras protein signal transduction
Cellular component (GO): plasma membrane
Molecular function (GO): GTPase activity; GDP binding; GTP binding
Source: RefSeq, a predicted model, not a curated record